This is a messenger RNA of Lepus europaeus (European hare), 2547 nucleotides long. RefSeq names its product aldehyde dehydrogenase 3 family member A2 (gene ALDH3A2). Gene Ontology annotation, biological process: aldehyde metabolic process. Gene Ontology annotation, cellular component: cytoplasm. The transcript has 12 exons. The record is from RefSeq and is a predicted model, not a curated record. Lineage: Eukaryota; Metazoa; Chordata; Mammalia; Lagomorpha; Leporidae. Gene Ontology annotation, molecular function: aldehyde dehydrogenase (NAD+) activity. The coding region runs from base 86 to 1609 and encodes 507 amino acids.
CUGCCGCGCCGCGGGGUCGGCCAGUUGCACUUGGCCUUGGCUGAAGUCCGGUCCGGACGCGGGGACUGACGGGGCAGUCGAAGCCAUGGAGCGUGAGGUGCAGCGGCUUCGCCGGGCGUUCCGAUCCGGCCGUUCGCGGCCCCUGCGGUUCCGGCUGCAGCAGCUCGAGGCCCUGCGGAGGAUGGUGCAGGAGCGCGAGGCGGACAUCCUGGCGGCCAUCGCCGCCGACCUGUGCAAGAGUGAAUUGAAUGCAUACAGUCAGGAAGUCAUUACCGUCCUUGGGGAAAUUGACUUUAUGCUGAGUAAUCUUCCCGAGUGGGUCGCUGCUAAGCCGGUGAAGAAGAACCUGUUCACCAUGAUGGACGAGGCCUACAUUCAGGCGGAGCCUCUGGGAGUCGUCCUGAUCAUUGGAGCUUGGAACUACCCAUUCGUUCUCACCAUUCAGCCGCUGAUUGGAGCCAUUGCUGCAGGGAACGCCGUGAUCCUCAAGCCUUCUGAACUAAGUGAACACACGGCUAAGAUCUUGGCCAAGCUGCUCCCUCAGUAUCUAGACCAGGACCUGUACGCUGUCGUGAACGGUGGCGUGAAGGAAACCACGGAGCUCCUGAAGGAGCGCUUUGACCACAUCCUGUAUACGGGAAACGCUGCCGUCGGGAAGAUUGUCAUGGAAGCCGCUGCCAAGCAUCUGACCCCGGUGACUCUUGAGCUGGGCGGGAAAAGCCCGUGUUACAUCGAUACAGACUGUGACCUGGACACGGUCUGCAGGCGCAUAACUUGGGGGAAGUACAUGAAUUGUGGCCAGACCUGCAUUGCUCCCGACUAUGUUCUCUGUGAAGCAUCCCUGCAGAACCAGAUUGUGCAGAAGAUCAAGGACACCGUGCAGGAAUUUUAUGGAGAAAACAUAAAAGAGUCUCCCGAUUAUGAACGGAUCAUCAACCUUCGUCACUUUAAGAGGAUACAAAGUUUGCUUGAAGGACAAAAGAUAGCUUUUGGUGGGGAGACCGACGAGGCCACGCGCUACAUAGCCCCGACAGUACUGACUGAUGUUGACCCUGAAACCAAGGUGAUGCAGGAAGAAAUUUUCGGACCAGUUCUUCCGAUAGUGCCUGUGAAAAACGCAGACGAAGCUAUACAGUUCAUAAAUGAACGUGAAAAGCCCCUGGCUCUCUAUAUAUUUUCUCAUAAUGAUAAGCUCAUCAGACGGAUGAUUGACGAGACGUCCAGUGGCGGUGUCACAGGCAAUGACGUCAUCAUGCACUUCACACUCAACUCCUUACCCUUUGGAGGAGUGGGUUACAGCGGGAUGGGGGCUUACCACGGAAAGCAUACUUUUGACACUUUCUCCCACCAGCGCCCCUGCUUAUUGAAGAGUUUAAAGCGAGAAAGUGCUAACAAGCUCAGGUACCCCCCCAACAGCCAGUCCAAGGUGGACUGGGCCAAGUUUUUCCUCCUGAAACAGUUCCACAAAGGGAAGCUCGGCCUCCUGCUGCUCGCCGUCCUGGGCAUCCUGGCAGCUCUGCUGGUCAAGAAACACCAAGCUGUGCUGAGGAGACAGGCCCUGUCGAUUUUUCUAGUAGCUCACAGCCUGCGUGGGCCCAGGAAGCAGUGAGGACCAGAUCCCAAAGCCCAGCUCUGUCUGUCACAGCGAGACUGGAUACUACUGAAGACUGACCCUCUUCCAUCUCCUAAUCGCCUCUACGGAAUUCUUCUUCUAUGAAGUGGUUAAUGAACCUGUGAUUUGUUUUAAUACUGCCACAAGCAGAGAAUACACAGAUGCACCGUGAUCAAGCCUGACCGUCAUUGCCACGGCCCAUGAACACACCGACCGUCCUGGCAGACCCCGCAUUCCCUGAGAGACGGCGUUCAGAGAACCUGCUCCGGGCUGUGCCUGCCCGGAUCGUGGCUCCGAGGCUGAGGGGGAGAGACCAGUGCUCCUCGGGGCCGGAAGACACCCAGCAGCUGCUCAGGACCUCCCAGCCCCCGUGGCCCAGCGCGCCCUCUCCCCUGCGCCUGCCCGGCCGUCACUUGGUGAAGCUGCCGGUUCUCAGCACUGCCCGCCCAGGAGCCCCGCUGUCCUCCGAGGUUGAGGGAGCCGAGGCUGGAUCUCACCCAGCUCCCUCUGAGGUGUGAGGCACUGCACCAGCACGGGCGGCACGGGCGGGGCUGCCUCUCGCCUGCGGGGCCCUCUGGCCCCGCGGUCCCAGCGGUCCCAGCGUGUCUGGUUUGGACAGUCUUCCCAGGCCGUUCGUGGCUGCUGCGGUGACUGGCACCACUCAGAGCGUCUUGUAAAUCCUCAGGCUCCCAAAAGGUCAUUGCCUGUUUCGUGUAAGCAGCACCUGUCACUCUGCCGGUGCCGGUGCGGAGACGGAAUCUACAGCUUAAUGAAACCUAACUAGCGUUCUUAAAAUACUGUAAUAAAAGUAAUUAUAAACAUGCUCCUCCUCUCUCAGGACCCCGUCGCUGCAAGAUAUCAAAUCUCCAAGAGUAAAUCUCUAAAUAUCUUAUUUCUGUAGCACAGCAGAAGUAAAAUUCACGUUUUGAAAACUU